Castor canadensis (American beaver) is the source of this 7610-nucleotide messenger RNA. Lineage: Eukaryota; Metazoa; Chordata; Mammalia; Rodentia; Castoridae. The record is from RefSeq and is a predicted model, not a curated record.
CUGAGGGAGAAAGAGGAAGGGCUGCGGCCGCGGAGGCCGGCCGGGGUCGGGGGCGGUCGGCGGCCAGGGGCUCGGGGUCCCCGCUCGGAGGAAGGUCGCACGGCGCCGCGCCGCGCCGAGCCGCGCCGCGCCGCGCAGGGUGUCCGCCCGCCGGCACACCCACGGGCUCGGUGAGGGGCGUGGGCGAGGGCUCCGCGCCCCUUUAGCCUCUCCCGGAGUCCUAGCAGGAGGACCGAGGCGUAGGAGUGCGAGUUGACAAUGAGGCGGUGAAGGUAACCGGGGCCGGGGAGUCGGAGGGCGCUCAGUCACCCCCGAGCGGGAGGGAGCUGCCUUCCUGCGACCCAGGAAACGUCCGCGAAGCAGCCGCGUCGGAUUCGGUGUGGAGUUGUUGGCUUCUUCAAUCAGGACCAAAAGAAGCUUGAGGGGUUUGUUGCUGUGCUCAGAGAAUUUGUCAGUAGCCGUGCGGUUAGUGGAAAUACCUGUUCUGUCCUGCAGAAAUCGAGGUUUGUUGCUAGACUUUUUAGGUUAAGGUAGAUAUUUACAGGUAGCUCUUAAUGCGAGUGUUAAGUUUUAACGUUAAAAAAAAAUACCAGGAAGUAUAGGGCCUUCAUUUAAUUUGCUCACGUUCGAAGUGUGGGGUGACUCCAUUGUUUUGUUGUGAGCUUUCCUGUUUCUUGAUUAUUCGCAGUAUUAAUUUAGAACUCACUUGAGCCGUAACGUGCCAGCUGACAGACUUCAUUAUGAGGGUUCUUAACAGUUUUUAAACCUACUUAAUCCAAACUUUAUUCCACUUGACUUUUCAUCUUUAAUUUUCUUGUUUUAAGGAACUUCUCAACUAAAAAGAACAUACUGGGAAAAAGAUUCCAUUUCCUUUCCCCUGUGUGUGUGUGUGUGUGUGUGUGUGUGUGUGUGUGUGUGUGGUUUGCGUGCAGAAGCUAUCAUGUGAUUUUGAGAUUUCCAUAGAAGUUCUUUCCAUAAUGUUACAAAGCUUUAUUAGAGUGAAAACCCACAUUUUGAUAAUUUGUUACUAUGUGCUUUUAAAUAAAAGUGUUUAUGACAACAGAAACUAUGUUUUCAUGUUAAACAAUUUUUAGUUACAUUUGUGAGAAAUGAGAAGGAAGCCGUUUUACUCUGAAAAGAAGCUUAAAUUGGUUUUAAACUUUGAAUUAUUUUACUUUUGUCAUUCUCUUGUCAUUUAACCUUGGGCAAAUGACUUCAUCAUCGCCUCAUUUCCUUGCCAUCUAAGAGUCUGAUAGUAUUUUAAGAAUUACUGAGGGUGUUCAUGGAUUGUUCUGACACCAUAGGAAAAAUUCCAUAGGAAAAAUUAGGAGAGUAGAGUCGUUCCUUGAUUAUUAGGGAUGAUAUAUUUUGUCGAUUUUUUCCUAUUGACUGGUGUCUGUUGGCGUUUCACUAGAAAUAGAGUUCUUUAAGAUACGAGGUCUUACUGUGUUGCCCAGGCUUGCUUCCAACUCCUGGGCUCAAGUGAUCCGUCUGUCUCCUAGUCCCAAAUAGCUGGGCCUAUAGAUAGGCUUACGACAUUAUGCCCAGGCUUAGAGUUUGUUGGUGAAGAAAGGUAUAAUCAAAAUAAUUUUGGUGAAAAUGCACCAUAGCAGAGGUUAUACUUUGAUGAGUUUCACUUUGGUAUUCCAUUUCUACCGAUAACUGGAUGUAGUUAUACUGAUGCUCAGAAUAAGGGAACAGCAAUUUACUUUUAUAAAAGAAGAGUCACUUAGCAGAUAGUCCUAGGUAGUUGUUUUUACUUUCAAAUUAGAAAUAGAAUAGAAAAAUUGAUUGAAUCAAACCAUUUAGAUUUUUAAUUGUUUCUUUUAUUUUUGUUGAGGGGCUUCAGUGUCAUUUUUUACAUACAGCUUAAUUGUAAGUGCCACUGCUUUGACUUCCCUCACCCACCAAUGGGGCUGAGACUUCAAUAGAGGAAAAAUGAUAUAGUACUAAAAAGAUAGUAAUUAAAAUAUAAUGUAACUUGACAUUAACAUUCUGUGCUGUGACAUUAUCUUUAAAAAACAGUGUAGAGCUAAAGGCAGGAGAUCUGGCUUCUCGAUUGCAAAGCAGAUUCUGUACUGCUUGAGCCACACCUCCAGUCAAUUUGUGGUUAUUUUGGAGAUGGGGGUCUCUCAAACUAUUUGCCCAGACUGGACUUGAAUCACGGUCCUCUAAUCUCAGCUUCCCAAGUAGCUAGGGUUAUAGGCAUAAGAUACCACACCCAGCUGAGAUCUGGUUUUUAGAACUAGCUUUGCUUGCUGUGCGUUGAAUCUGUGAGUUUAUUGCUAACCUUCCCUGGGGUUUCUCAAUUAUUAAAAUGAAAAGUGGAGGAUAGAUAACUCUGGUUUACUCUAGGUCCCAAAUUUAAUAGCUUGUAUUUUUAGUUAGGUGCUUUGGUUAUUCAUUGUUGUAGUCAUCAUGAUAAAAUCUCCAGGAAGAAAUACUGUACUGAGAGUGUAAAUGCCUUCAUGAGAGAUACAUAUACAUAUGUGUAUGUGUAAACCCAUGAUGAAGCUAUAUUUGUUAUUUCAGGUAAUAAUGCUAUCCGUCAUGGAAAUUAUUAAAGCUUUGACAGCUCUCAGGUGGUACUAAAGAUGAAACUUUUAAUUAUUCCUGGUAAUGUUCUUUAAAUUAUCUUGAAUAAUUUCUUUUUCUUUCAGAAACAUGUAAUUCUGCAAAAGUCCAGAAUUGCAUUUGAGUGUCUUAUAUCUCUCUUCUUUCUUUUUUACAUCUCACAGAUUCUCUGUUACAGUUGACUCAGGUUUCUACAGGUACUCAAAAAUUACCAUUAGAUGAGGAGUGAGCUAUACUUCACCGAGCUUACAUUUUUAAAUACAGGGACUAUAUUAUUCUUACUUGGUAAGCAUUUAAUAAAUGUCUCAUGUUCUAGGUGUCAUCACUGGUCUUCAGUGAGGAAGGCAUUCUCCUUAAUGGAGUGAACAUUGUGCUUGGUGGAAACAUAAUAAACAGAAAAUAAUUUCAGGCCUUCCUUAAAGUCUCCCAUGUCUCAAUGGACUCCUGAAUAUAACAAGCUCUAUACCUUAAAAGUGGAUAUGAAGAGUGAGAUUCCUUCUGAUGCACCAAAGACACAGGAGAGUCUGAAAGGGAUCCUUUUGCAUUCACAGCCCAUUGGGGUAGCCAAAAGUUUUCCUGCAGGAGUUGAGAUGAUUAAUAGUAAAGUGGGGAAUGAAUUCUCUCACUUGUGUGAUGAUUCUCAAAAACAAGAGAAGGACAUGAAUGGUAACCAGCAAGAACAAGAAAAAAGUGUUGUGAGAAAAAAACGCAAAAGCCAGCAGGCUGGCCCUUCAUUUAUGCAGAAUUGUGUUAAAGAAAAUCAGGGAAUAUUAGGAUUGAGGCAACAUGUAGAAACACCAAGUGAUGAAGAUAAUGAUUCCUCCUUUAGUGACUGUCUGUCUUCUCCAUCAUCUAGUCUGCAUUUUGGAGAUUCUGAUACUGUGACUUCAGAUGAGGAUAAAGAAGUCUCAGUAAGACAUUCCCAGACCAUUUUGAAUGCUAAAAGUAGAAGUCAUAGUGCACGGUCCCAAAAGUGGCCUCGGACUGAGACAGAAUCUGUGUCGGGAUUGUUAAUGAAAAGACCCUGUUUUCAUAGUAGUUCAUUAAGGAGACUUCCAUGCAGAAAGAGAUUUGUAAAAAAUAAUUCCUCACAGAGGACACAGAAGCAAAAAGAAAGGAUAUUAAUGCAGAGGAAAAAACGAGAAGUGUUAGCCCGAAGAAAAUAUGCAUUGCUACCCAGUUCUAGUAGUUCCAGUGAGAAUGACCUCAGCAGCGAAUCCUCUUCCAGUUCAUCAACUGAUGGAGAGGAGGAUUUGUUCGUUUCUGCGAGUGAAAACCACCAAAACAAUCCAGCUGCUCCCUCAGGAAGUAUUGAUGAAGAUGUUGUGGUGAUAGAAGCUUCCUUCACUCCCCAGGUCACUGCCAAUGAAGAAAUUAAUGUUACCUCAACUGACAGUGAAGUGGAGAUUGUAACAGUUGGAGAAAGCUAUCGGUCUCGGUCAACCCUUGGACACUCCAGAUCUCAUUGGAGCCAAGGUUCAAGUUCUCAUACAGGUCGGCCACAGGAGCCACGAAACCGCAGUAGGAUUUCUACUGUUAUACAGCCCUUGAGGCAGAAUGCAGCAGAAGUUGUGGAUCUUACUGUUGAUGAAGAUGAACCUACUGUAGUACCAACCACUUCUGCGAGAAUGGAAUCACAAACUACUACCGCUUCCAUUAACAAUUCAAACCCAUCUACCUCUGAGCAAGCCUCUGAUUCUGCUUCAGCUGUCACCAGUAGCCAACCUUCCACAGUAUCAGAGACUUCAGCUACUCUUACAAGCAAUAGUACAACUGGUUCUUCUGUAGGAGAUGACUCAAGGAGAACUGCAUCUAGUGCUGUAACAGAAACUGGCCCUCCUGCAAUGCCAAGGUUACCUUCCUGCUGUCCCCAGCACUCACCGUGUGGAGGGUCAUCACAGAAUCACCAUGCAUUAGGACAUCCACACACAAGUUGCUUUCAGCAGCAUGGCCACCAUUUUCAACAUCACCACCACCACCACCAUACUUCCCAUCCAGCUGUUCCAGUAUCUCCUUCAUUUAAUGAACCUACUUGCCCUGUGGAAAGACCUCCACAAGUACAAGCACCUUGUGGAGCAAAUAGUACUUCUGGCACCAGCUACCAUGAUCAGCAGGCAUUGCCAGUAGACCUGAGCAACAGUGGUAUCAGAAGUCAUGGAAGUGGUGGUUUUCACGGAGCAUCUGCAUUUGACCCCUGCUGCCCUGUGUCUUCAUCCCGAGCUGCAAUCUUUGGCCAUCAGGCUGCUGCUGCCGCCCAGAGUCAGCCAUUAUCCAUAGAUGGCUAUGGAUCAAGCAUGGUUGCGCAGCCCCAGCCCCAGCCCCCUCCACAGCCCUCUCUCUCAUCGUGUCGGCAUUAUAUGCCACCUCCUUGGGUUGCACCAGUUUUUACUCCUCAUUGGGGGUCUGUGAAUGAGAAUGAAGAUGCUUCUUUGACAAGACCACUUCACCAUCAAGCUUCUGCUUGCCCUCACUCUCAUGGAAACCCUCCUCCUCAGACUCAGCCUGCACCUCAAGUGGAUUAUGUUAUUCCUCAUCCUGUACAUGCUUUCCAUUCUCAAAUAUCUUCUCAUGCGACAUCUCAUCCUGUGGCUCCCCCACCCCCGACUCACUUACCUAGUACAGCUGCACCAAUCCCUCAGCAUCUUCCUCCCACACACCAGCCGAUUUCACACCAUAUUCCAGCCGCUGCGCCUCCAGCACAGAGACUGCACCCUCAUGAAGUGAUGCAGAGGAUGGAAGUUCAAAGGAGGAGGUUGAUGCAACAUCCAACUGGUCUUUUUGUGUUCUGUGUUUCCAGGCGGGCACAUGAGCGCCCCCCACCCCAUCCACAUAGGAUGCACCCAAACUAUGGUCAUGGGCAUCAUAUUCAUGUGCCUCAGACUAUGUCCUCACAUCCUCGUCAGGCUCCAGAAAGGUCUGCCUGGGAACUGGGAAUUGAAGCUGGAGUGACCGCAGCUACUUAUACCCCUGGUGCAUUGCAUCCUCACUUGGCCCACUACCAUGCACCUCCUCGACUUCAUCACUUACAAUUAGGAGCUCUUCCUUUAAUGGUUCCUGACAUGGCAGGCUAUCCUCACAUACGUUACAUUUCGUCAGGAUUGGAUGGGACAUCAUUCAGAGGUCCUUUCAGGGGCAAUUUUGAGGAACUGAUUCAUUUGGAAGAAAGGUUAGGAAAUGUCAAUCGUGGAGCGUCCCAGGGCACAAUUGAAAGAUGUACAUAUCCACAUAAGUACAAAAAGGUAACAACUGAUUGGUUCUCACAGAGGAAACUGCACUGCAAACAAGAUGGGGAAGAAGGGACUGAGGAAGACACAGAGGAAAAAUGUACUAUCUGUUUAUCUAUUUUAGAGGAAGGUGAAGAUGUGAGGCGCCUUCCAUGUAUGCAUCUUUUCCACCAAGUGUGUGUUGACCAAUGGUUGAUUACCAAUAAGAAGUGCCCCAUAUGCAGAGUGGACAUUGAGGCCCAGCUGCCAAGUGAAAGUUGACACCAUGUUUCAGAACUCUUGCCCUCCCUCUUGUUCCCAUCCUUCCUGGUACUGCAGUCAACCAAAGAUGGCAUGACUUACCUGCGCAGAUUUGGAAGCCUUGAACUUAGAGUGCUGGCUCUGCUGUAUGGUACAACUAGUGCUAGACCUGCAACUCAUGUAUACAGUUGAUUUUCAUGUAUUUAUAAAAGCUUUUUUUUCUCCUAGAUUGGACAUUUUUUCUGUAUCAUUUGACUGUAUUUUGCAUGGUUCCUUGUAUUGCAUUUCUUUGCACAUAUUAUGGGCUUGUGACCCUAAACUUGCAGGCAAGAUUAGCUGCUUUAGUAAGUAGAAUUUUGUGGGUUUUUUUAUUUUUUACAUAGUACCAAGCCUUGAAAAUUAUGAAUUUUUUUUAUCCAUUACUAACCUUUAAUUUAAUCAAUCAUGUACUUUAGUUUAAUGUAUAAAGAUUGUCUAGAAAAUGAUAAUAUUGUGUAUUAAGACAUUCCUUAAUUAGGACAAAAUGGCUGCUGUAUAUUUACAAUAUGGAGUUCUGAGUUAAAUACCAUCCUCAGUACUGGGAACAGUAUGCAACCCAUACUCAAAUCAGAUGCAGGUGGUAUUCACAUCACCAGAGUGAUCAACAGAAAUUUCUUGGUGUAUCCUUUUCUUUCCAGCACAGUACAGAUAGAGCUGAAUAUUGAUAUUAUACAUUUAAGACUGCUGUUCUGAUUGUAUUUAUCUUUUCUACAUCAUUUAGAACUUUUAUUUCCCUGAUUCAGUUUUUGCUGCUGUGAAACAGCUUUGAUGAACACUAAAUACUAAUUUCAGUUAGCUGGAUUGUACAUACGUGCAGAUUUAACAAAAUUUUAGGGAAAUUGAAAAAGACAUGUAGAAUUUUGUUCAGUCUUCUGCUAAGCACGAAUAGCUAAGAUAUCUGCUUAUAUUAAUUUUGUGAACACAUUUAAUCAAGACUUAGAAUUUCAGUCAUUGGCAGGUAUCUAUGCAUUGGUAGAACUUCUAAAGGUCCCAGGAUUACUUUUAAGGGAUUUUUAUUAGUUUAAAGAUAAAUAAAGUCAGCUGAAUCUACAUGUCUCUUGUUUUAUUUCUCUUUAAACUUGAAAACAAUAAAUCUGCAGAUACUGUGAGGCACAAAUUAUACUGUCAACCUACUGUUGCUAUGAUUAUAGACUCCCACUUCAUACAUUACCAAGAGUCGAUCACUGAUUUAAAAAAUUUUAAUUUCUAUAGUUAAGAUUUACAGCAUAAUAUAGAGUAUAAAGCUAAGUUAACAUACUAACAUUUCUCCUUUGGAGGAAGUUUUAAUCCACUUCAGGAUGCGUAUUAUCGAGAUACUUUCUUAUACAGAAUAGCCUAAUUUUAUUUGUUUAAAUCUGCUUAAAUGCCCCAGAUUGCAAAUACAUCCAGUCAGUAAUAUCACUGUCUGUAUGUGGAAGACAUGUUCCCAUGGAUCAUAUGUGAAGAUGUCAAUAAGCUUGCAUUAAGCCACCUGCUUUGUAAGUGGAUUGAUUAAUAAAUAACUUAUAUUUCUAUUGUCUUUGUGUUUUAUAC